AUGGGGUUUCGUUUGUUACCUAUGAUUGCCAGUGCCAAGCAAAUCCACAAAAUGCAAUCUGUUCUUACACGAAAUCAUUCAGAUGUUCCAAAAGGACAUUUUGUAGUUUAUGUAGGUGAGAGAGAAAAGAAACGAUAUGUGGUGCCAAUAACGUACCUGCACCAUCCUUCUUUCCAGAACUUGUUACGGAAAUCAGAAGAAGAGUUUGGAUUUCAUCACCCGAUGGGUGGUCUAACAAUACCCUGCAAUGAGGAUGAUUUUUUCUAUGUGACUUCUCGGUUGAGUUUAUGA
Messenger RNA from Solanum dulcamara, 291 nucleotides. RefSeq names its product auxin-responsive protein SAUR21-like. The record is from RefSeq and is a predicted model, not a curated record. The transcript has a single exon. Gene Ontology annotation, biological process: response to auxin. Bases 1 to 291 code for a protein of 96 amino acids. NCBI's taxonomy places the organism in Eukaryota, Viridiplantae, Streptophyta, Magnoliopsida, Solanales, Solanaceae.